CUCGGGGAGAUCGCCGUGCUCAAGAAGCUCGAAUCCCCAAACAUCAUCCGUCUGUUCAACGUCGUGGAUCACCCCGACGCGCCGACCGUGUCCCUGGUCCUGGAGUACGCCCCCGGCGGGGACUUGCGCACUUAUAUCGGCAGAGGCCACCUCGACACCGACGGUAAGCCGCGCCCGGGGAUAGACCCCGAGCGCAUGUGGUCGUGGAGUCGCGACGUCGUCAACGGGAUGGCAUACAUGCAUCGCGCGGGGGUCAUCCACCGGGACAUCAAGCCGGAGAACGUGCUGAUCGGCGUGGACUCGAGCGCCAAGAUCGGCGACUUCGGCAGCGCCGUCAUCGUCGACCCGGGGAGGCACGGCAGCGACGUGAUGACGGAUCAGGUUGGAUCGCCCGCGUACAUGUCCCCGGAGUGCGCGGGUGGCGACCCGUAUCACGGGUUCAGGUCGGAUAUAUACUCGCUGGGCGCGACGCUGUACCACUGUUUGUUCGGCAGGGUACCCCACGAGGCGCCCAACGCGGCGAUGCUGUUCGAGAUGGUCGCGAGCGCUGGGGAGGUGGACCUGAUGCCCCGGGGCAGGGCGCUGGAUCCCGCGCUCACCUCGCUGCUGAGGAAGUGUCUGGCGCGAGACCCGCAUCGAAGGGCCACGGCCAGGCAGCUGCUCGAGGACGAGUGGCUGA
Micromonas commoda is the source of this 679-nucleotide messenger RNA. RefSeq lists its product with no specific name. The transcript has a single exon. The record is from RefSeq and is a predicted model, not a curated record. The annotation marks the transcript as partial. Gene Ontology annotation, biological process: protein phosphorylation. Gene Ontology annotation, molecular function: ATP binding; protein serine/threonine kinase activity. Lineage: Eukaryota; Viridiplantae; Chlorophyta; Mamiellophyceae; Mamiellales; Mamiellaceae. Gene Ontology annotation, cellular component: cytoplasm.